Cantharellus anzutake is the source of this 1650-nucleotide messenger RNA. RefSeq lists its product as uncharacterized. Gene Ontology annotation, cellular component: anaphase-promoting complex. The transcript has 12 exons. Bases 1 to 1650 code for a protein of 549 amino acids. Lineage: Eukaryota; Fungi; Basidiomycota; Agaricomycetes; Cantharellales; Hydnaceae. Gene Ontology annotation, molecular function: protein binding. The record is from RefSeq and is a predicted model, not a curated record. Gene Ontology annotation, biological process: cell division.
AUGGAGCAUAGGUCUGCUCUAAGGAAAGUGGUGAAGGACUGCUCUCAGAGAGGGCUAUAUGUGGCCUCGAAAUGGGCAUCGGAAUUGCUGCUGUCGUAUCAUACAUCGCUGCAUUCCGAUACGUCGUUAGGGCGACGGUUUUCGCUUGAUACGAGCUCUCCUGUCUCUGACGCGUAUGAGGAGCCUCCUAUAACAGAAGAAGAGGAGGAUUUGUUUAUGAUUGCGCGUGCGCAUUAUGAUGCCAAGGAGCAUGAACGCGUUGACUUCCUGUUGAGGAAUUGCAAACACCCAAGAGCGCGAUUUCUUGGUUUGUACUGCCGAUUCCUGGUCAAGGUUAAACCUGACAUACGCAAUAUCGAUGCUCACCCCCCUUCACCAGUGAAUGACGACCUAAAUGACAUCCUUGAACAACUCGAAGGCGUCAUCGAUCCAUUUUUGAUCUUCCUAAAAGGUGUUAUACUGAAGGGUCUAAUACGGAAAGCUGAAGCUCUCGAAUGCGCGGUGCUUUCGCUACGGGCAUACCCUUGGAAUUGGAGUUGUUGGACCUUACUUCGUGAAGUGGUAGAUGACUAUGAUGUGGUAGCACCAGCUUAUUUGUUUCAGAUCGACCGCUUACGCCCUUUAUUACCAAAGCACCCAAUGACGAAAUUGUUCAUUCUGAGUGUGAUGAUAGAUGGACAUGCAAUGAGCCCAGAUUUGGAGGAAGAACUCGACGAGAUGCUCCAAUUGUUUCCCGAAAGUCUGUAUUUGAAAACAUUACGUGCGCGUUAUGCUUAUAGUCUUCGAGAUUAUGAAGCGGCUGUCAAACUGUUUGGUGAAGUGCGGGAACUGGAUCCAUUCAGAACCGACGACGUUGAUACAUACUCAAAUAUUUUGUACACGAUGAAAAAGCAAGCUGAAUUGAGCCAGCUUGCUCAACACUUCAUUGGCGUCAACAAAGAUAGACCAGAGGUUAGCCUAGCAAUCGGAAACUACUACAGUUUGCGGAACGAGCAUGAGAAAGCUGUCAAAUACUACCAUCGCGCUGUCAAUCUGGAUCCGACCUAUGGUGCUGCGUGGACGCUCAUGGGUCACGAGUAUCUGGAGAUGAAAAAUUCACAUGCUGCGAUUGAAGCUUAUCGGCGGGGAGUUGACAUCAAUAAGAAGGACUAUCGGGCGUGGCAUGGCCUGGGCCAAGCAUACGAGCUAUUGGACAUGCCUCAAUACUCGUUGCAUUACUUCCAGCGGUCCACAGCAUUAAGGUGGCCCUACGACAUCAGGAUGUGGAAAGCUCUGGCGAAGACAUACCACUCCCUCGAGCGUUAUGCCGAGGCUAUCGAAUGCUAUAAGCGUGCGUUGAUUGGAGCGAAUAAGGAUGACACCAGUUCGUAUCAUGCACUGGCCCAACUUUACGAGCAAAUUGGAGAAGCAAACGAGGCCGCAGCUUACCAUAGGCGGUGCGUCGACAUCGGCCAGCGAGCCGGCAAGCCAAUACACACGUUCUCAAAGGACGCAAUUGAGCUUGCUCGGUACGAAAUGCUGAAAGGAUGGUUUGAAGGGGACAUGAUACUGGCUAAAGAAUAUCUAGAAAUGAUCGCCACCUCAAACUGCGCGGAAGUCAAAGAAGCAGAAGAUCUCCUCAGGGUUUGGAAGAAGUUUGUCGUCGAAUAG